Porites lobata is the source of this 6593-nucleotide messenger RNA. The record is from the annotation of a GenBank genome assembly. Lineage: Eukaryota; Metazoa; Cnidaria; Anthozoa; Scleractinia; Poritidae.
AUGACCUCAGUCACAGUUUUGAAUUGCGAAUUUUUGACAGAAGUGUUGCAAAAACAAUAAGUAUACCACACCGGUGCCGUGUUGUUACAGGAAAAAGAUCGCCUCUAGCUGUCGCUCUAUAGACAAGGUAAAGUUUUCUUUUUUAAACUAUUUUAUAUCAGUUUCAGGGAGAUGGACAAUGAAAUUUACUAAGCAUACGCCCUUAGACUAAGAUAGAGAGUAGCUUCUCAGACAAAGUAAACAAUUCGGAGGUUUUGUUCUGAAAUAUAAGCAACAAUGCACAAGACGAUUCUUGAGCGAGAAAAUCGAUGGUAUACUGUCGAUAAAUUUUAGUGCCGGCCUGACUUUCAGGAAGCAAUUUACUUCAUAUAGCAUUCAAGCAACGAAAAGUUUAAGAAACAUCCUAUCAUGUUCUACUUUUUCAACACUUGUCUGCGAUCAUGCCAAUUCUCCAUUAUUUCAGUAUGUCGUUUACGGGAAGAAGCCUCAGUUACAUAUUUUCCCUCUCACUUCCUAAAAAUCAACGCCUGAUAGCAGGUUACUCUGGCAUGGGUUCUCGUAAGCACGCUCAGAGCUUAAGGGGAUUUACUUUAUGGCAUUGAAUUACAUUCACUAAAAUUGAGUUCUUGGUUAACGGUUUUAAUCUUACAAGUUUCUUUAAAAUUAAGUACCUCAGUUACAAAUGGCAUUGCUCUGCACAGAGUAUACGAAUCUUCUAUUGCGUUGGAUUGACAACAACCAAUUCUUUUGAUAUAACCAGUUCAAUGAAGGGAGAAUUCUUCAACAGGUUAUAAAAGGUAUCGGGUCUACCCGUUUAAAAGAUGGAUUCUUAUUCCGGAUCAAGAAAAUAUUUUCAAUAUAGCUGUAUGUGACAUAAGACGGUCAAAUUAUUUCUUCUCUUUAAAACCUUUUUGCAUCGGGGACGAGGGCGGCAGGGAGUUUGUUCGAAUCAAUGAGUAAGGUUGACCAAGAGAGGGGGUAUAGAAUGGUACCUCGAAAAACGUGGGUUUCGGACAAUUUUGGCACGAUCUCGAAAUCUCGGAAGUGUUUUUGAUAGGUCUCGAAGUCUCGUUUCCGGCUGGGUUGUUUAAUACGUCUCGGAGUUUCCAAAAUUUUUUUUGCCGACAGGUUUCUGAUCAAGUCUCAGAUUUGUCUUUUUAUCUUCAGCGUUUUGUCUUAAGAGGUCGAUUUUUUUUUAGAGUUCAUGGGUACACUCCCACAACCGUGUAAACUUUAUUGAACAAGACAGUAAAACAAGAUAAAGCAGUACAAUGGUGGGCUUUUGCAAGCUUCUAUCGGCAUUGGCGCUUUUAAUUCACUUAUUUUAUGAUGCUUUAUUUGUAACAUUAUCUCGAAUUCGAAAUUUUCGGCGAUUAGAGUCUCGGGCUCGACUUUUGAAACCAAGGUCUCGCAAUCUUGCAAAGUUUAGAAUCUACCAUUCAACAACCCUAAGAAGUCAUAAUUGCACCAGACUACAUCACGGCUAUGGCGCAUUCAAAGGUUAGAGCCGGUUGCACGAAGAAGUGGUUAUCAGCAUUAGUUAGAGCGAACAAACUUAUUGUAAAUUUAAUAGUAAUGAUAAAAACACACAGACUCAGAACAAAGAUUUUUGGGAGCGAAAUAUUUGGACUUUGCUCGACUGUUUCUCAGUCAUAUUUGUUCUGAAUCCGUAUCAGUUCUAUCUAUAUCUAUCAGUUAUGUUUCCCGCCGAGUAGAUUGUUGCAAGUAUCUUCUUCCAUUUAGGAAUACAAAGUCCCAAGUGAUAGAAAGUAUCUACAAACGAACAGGAAACAGGUUAGUUUCCGAUGAUCUUACCACGAGUAACAGUACACAGAAAGUACUAGGGAAGAGAGGGAGAGUAGAUAAUCGUGGGCGUGAGAACUGACCUGCCACACGGGCGGCUCUGUACCGGUUCUCGGGUGUUGACGAUUUGACAGAACGCUGGUAUCUUACUUUUAGACACGAACAGCUCGAUUCCUAAGGAAUGAAACACGAAACUUAGCAUCCCGAGAUAGCAUAAACGCUGCCAAAAAUGGGUAGUUGUGUCUUUCCCCUUGCAUCCCUAUAGGAAAUCACUUGUGCUGACUUGCCUGGUUCACUCCGAAACAAAUAAAGAAAACUAGAACUAGAGGAAAACGGAUUUGAGCACAGGCUCAUUCUCUAUUUACUAACUUUCGAUAAUUAACUCUUUUUGCCUACCCUCCCCCCCCCAAAAAAAAAAAAAAUGGGUAAGCGUUUUUGAAAACAAUGGCUUUUUCAAAAGUUGGGGGCAAACAGAGUAUAUUAUCGGGGAUACAAAAAUAGUCAAUAACCGCUUUUUUUUGGAAAAAAACACUAGGCAUUUUCAGGGUUAAAUACAUGAUCUGGCCCAAUAAGGGUGAAGGAAUGGAAAACGAUAACUAAAAUAAAAGACAUCGAUCAAUUUGGAAGGAAAAUUUUAGGCCACGAGGAGGAGUCGGGGAAAUAGCACGUCUUACUCUGCUGCUUAAUAGGGACGAUCAGGAAUGAGUAAAACAUCAUCGCAUUAAUCAUAUAACUGAUGCUAACGGAUAGAGGGGAUAGGACCUAAAUUUAUUACUUCCUCGCCAAAACGAUGGUAUUCUGACCAAUAACAAAAGCAAGGAAAAGUAAAAAAAAUCCUGCUUGCAAAAAAAUAUUUUGUUUUUACUCGGGUUGAUGGUCAGUUGGUGACAGAAGGUUUAUGUUACGCACGCGACCGUACGAAGUGUUGUUCUCAGUGCUAAAAUAACCCACAUGUAUGUUGACGAUAGCUUUCUCAAUUUCACCUCCAAAUCUCGCUUGCGGACAAGAUUCUUUGUAUUUCUUACAGUUUGUGCUUAAGUAUUCUUCUCAAUUUAGCAAACGUUUAUAAGUUUUCAAUUCCAAAGGGAGGUUUGAUUGUUAAAUUUGUGGCUUGAUGUAAACAUGAAUCUUGGUUAUUAGCUUGACUAGAUGGCAACAGGUUUAUAUUGUUUUUCUUUAUUCGAAUGAAUCAGACAAUUUUUAACACGAAUGAAUGUGAAAGCCUGGUAACUAGUGCAAUGUUGUUCCAAAAUGAACUGCAACAUUAAUUCAGUCAUGACUUGUAUAAAGGGAUUAGCCCCACCAUCCUCGUGUAAUAAGUUUUCGACAAGAACUCAGGUGCAUACUAGAAAUACUAGGAAUAAAGAUAAAUUUCAUAUACCAUCUUUUAGAUCAGCAACAGGUCAGCGAUCUUUCUCAUAUAGGGCUGUUCAGCUCUCGAAAGCCCUUCCAGAAAGUUUAGCAAACAUAGAGUCAUUUAAUGUUUUUAAGAAUGCGAUUAAAGGACGUGCACUUGACGAAUUUUUAAGCCAUUGACACUCAAUAGGUGUAAUUAUGCAUAUUUUAUAUUUUUAAAUAAUAUGGUAAUGUUUUAUCACUCUCAAAUGUUUAUUUUAGAUUUCUAUUGUUCAUAUUAGAUUUUAUUGUAAUUGGUAUGUGAAAAUUCAUUAUAAUUGGAUGUACCAAUAAAGUUGAUUGACUUGAUUGACUUGAUCUAUCAACCCACAGAGAGCGCUGUGGGUGGUACUUGUAAAGCUGAUCCAAGUUUUUUCUCUUUAUCUCUCUUUUUCAAAGGCGUCACUAAUAUAUCAAGAUGAAGAAGUUCCUUUUGCUGUCGGCCAUAUUAUUGGGUAACGUAAGACUCUGUUGAGAUUCUUUAGCUCUCAACGUGAGGCAACUCACUGGCUUAAAGUAAUAUUCAUGUUGUCCAAUAGGCUCCAUAUUUGAAAAAUGUUAUUCGAUUUGUUGCAGUUUAAUUUUAAAUGAGUGUUCAUAUGUUUUUUCAAGCUCCCCGUAGAAGAACUCUUUUGGAACCGAAAUAUCGGACAAAUGUACGCCAUGCGUUUACCACCAUGAAUAAUGAUGAUAAUUAUCAUCAUCAUCAUCAUUAUCAUCAUCAGUAAUGAUUAUGACAUUCCAAUAAUAUGAAUAACAAAACUAUAAAUGUGAAUGUUAUUCUUUUAAGUCAUAACAGCGCUAGUCUCACCAAAAAGUACUAAGAAACACACAAGCAGUAAAACGAGAUUGCACCGUCACCAUGAUGAGGGACAUCGUCGACAAGGAGCAGUAGCCCCGGCACCCACGGCCGCAGCAGCAGCACCUGCACCUGCUGCUACUACAGUCCCACCAGCACCCGGGGCCCCCACAGUACCACCAGCACCAGGUGCUUCCGCAGCACCACCAGCACCCGGAGCUACCACAGUACCACCAGCACCGGGUGCUACCACAGUACCACCAGCACCAGGUGCUACCGCAGUACCAGUACCCGGUGCAGCCAAAGUACCACCAGCACCAGUUCCUGGCGCUACCACUGUACCACCAGCACCAGGUGCUACCACUGUACCACCAGCACCAGGUGCUACCGCAGUACCACCAGCACCCGGUGCAACCACAGUGCCACCAGCACCAGGUGCUACUGCAGUACCACCAGCACCAGGUGCUACUGCAGUACCACCAGCACCCGGUGCAACCACAGUACCACCAGCACCAGGUGCCACUGCAGUACCACCAGCACCCGGUGCAACCAAAGUACCGCCAGCACCAGUUCCCGGACCUACCACUGCACCACCAGCACCAGGUGCUACCGCAGUACCACCAGCACAAGGUGCAACCACAGUACCGCCAGCACCAGGUGCAACCAAAGUACCACCAGCGCCAGUUCCUGGCGCUACCACUGUACCACCAGCACCAGGUGCUACUGCAGUACCACCAGCGCCCGGUGCAACCACAGUGCCACCAGCACCCGUUCCUGGCGCUACCACUGUACCACCAGUACCAGGUGCUACCACAGUACCACCACCAGCACCAGUUCCUGGCGCUACCACUGCACCACCAGCACCCGGCGCUACCACAGUGCCGCCAGCUGCCGGCGUUAGCAAAGUCGCACCAGUUCCCGGCGCUAGCACUAUACCACCAGCACCGGGGGCUACCACAGCACCACCAGCACCGGGGGCUACCACAGCACCACCAGCACCAGGUGCUUCCACAGCAGCACCAGCACCUGGGGCUACUCCAGUUCCACCAGCACCUGGCGCUACCACAGUACCACCAGUAGCCGGUGCUUCCACAGCAGCACCAGCACCUGGGGCUAGUGCAGUACCACCCGCACCCGGUGCUACCACAGUAGCACCAGCUCCAGGGGCAACUCCUACGGCCAAAGUGCCCUCGGGUGAGUAAUUAUUGUAGGUUCUAUUAUUGUUUUGUACUUCGGUAAUGUAAGUUAGGCCGUCAAAUUUAAGAGGAAAAGAAAAGUUUCACGAAAGAUAACAAAGUAAAUUGUACAUAACGACUAAAGUGUCUUAGCCUCCGUGCAAGUUCCCGGAGGACCAUCCCCGGAGCACUCCAGAGAGCUUGCUUACAGGCUUGAAGUAUCUUAGGCUGUGUUCACACGAUACGGGCCGGGAUCGAUAGCUCUCAUCCAAACAGGAAAAGCUGUCUGGUAUGGUAUGAACACCUAUCCGACAUGUGACUCUCCUCUUUAGAUAUCGACUUCGCUUCGUUACAGAAAUCGGGCCGAAAUCACUGUUCUAAUGUGUGUGACAUGUGUGAACAGAAUCCCCAUCCUAUGCGGCUUAAUUUUCGCACCGGCGCAAAUGCUAUCCGGUAUAGGGUUAUCAAAGCCUUAGGCCUCGGCCAAACGUCAAACGUUUCAUGAGACGGGCCAAAAUUUUUGAUUUAACUUCAUGAAAAGUUCGACGUCUGGCCAAGUUAAGUUCGUCUCAAGAAUCUUGGAUCGUCCAACACGUUCUAUCCGUCUGCUUCAGACGAAUUAUAGAACGUCUGAAGAUUGUCCCAGAGACAAACGUCGAUCUUCACACGCGACCAACUAAACUAAUAAUUUAAAAUUUGGAUGAUGAUGUAUAUUAAGCGUCUUUGGACCGCUAAAAUUCCUUUUGGUCUGAUUUAGUUGAUUGGUUCGACGAGUCUCAAGUUUGACGUCUCACCCAACAGACGAUCUUAACUUAAUUUAUGUCGACCCAAAUUAGAGUUUGGUUCGUCACAUGAAGAAUUCGACGUUUAUUCUAGGGCUUAGACUUUUGAAUUGGUUUCUUUCGUAAUUUGAGUUUAUUGCUACUUUGGUUAUCUAUUGAAAGAGCACAAGUUGUUUUUUCCUAAGACGUUCUUAAUAGCUUUAAAAAAAAUGUAUACUUUAAGUGGUCAAAUGUUGACCCUUGAAGCUUUUUAACAUCACUUAGUUGAUCUGAGAACACUUUUGUGAACAUUUCCUGUGCUUUUUUCCCACCACAGUUCCCGUUGCCGGUUAUAAGAGCCCGACGAAAAAUGCAUUAUUCAAGCCUAACGAUGAAGGAACAAAAGUUAAAUCCACAGAAAAGGACGAGGAUUUAUCAGGAGAACAGGAGAUUAGUGAUGCCUCAGCCGAGAGUGGGCAGGAGAACGAUGCAUCUGCCGAGGAGGAAGACAGAGAGAAAGAUAAUUUUGCUGAAGUCGAGGAAGAGACUGACAGCUCUGCUGAUGAUAAAUCAGGGCGGUGGAAAACUAUAAGAAACUUAAUCCGAAAACACGAAACACCAACGGCAACAAUCUUAAAAGGAAAGUCAUCAGAAAUCUGA